Miscanthus lutarioriparius is the source of this 912-nucleotide messenger RNA. The record is from the annotation of a GenBank genome assembly. NCBI's taxonomy places the organism in Eukaryota, Viridiplantae, Streptophyta, Magnoliopsida, Poales, Poaceae.
AUGAGCUUAAGCUGGUGGUGGGCACGGUCUAUCGGCGCCGUCAGGGAGCGCAAGGAUGACGAGCUCGCCGCCGUGCCUCAGCAUUCCUUCCAGAGCGUCGCCCUCGUCGUUGGCUCCACCGGCAUAGUAGGCACCUCCCUCAUCGACAUCCUCUCGCUGCCGGAGACCCCCGGCGGAUCAUGGAAGGUAUACGCGCUCUCCCGCCGUCCACCCCCGCCCUGGUCCCUGCCGUCAUCCUCCUCGCUGACACACAUACACGUCCAUCUCACCGACUCCGCCGCCGUCGCCGACGCCCUCGCGCCACUCACCGACAUCACCCACGUCUUCUACGUCGCCUGGUCCCCGCGCGCUACCGAGGCGGAGAACCGGGAGGCCAACUCCGCCAUGCUCCGCAACGUGCUCUCCGUCGUCGUCCCCAACUGCCCCGGCCUCGCCCACGUCUCCCUCCAGACGGGCACCAAGCACUACCUGGGCUGGGACCCUUCGAGCUCAUCGGCAAGAUGCCCACCGCGGACCCACCCUACACCGAGGACAUGCCACGCCGGGACUGCCCCAACUUCUACUACGACCAAGAGGACAUCCUCUUCGCCGAGGUCUCCCGGCGCGGCGGCGCCGCUGGAGUGGACUGGAUACGACGGGGAGGAAAAGCAGUUCAAGGUGUCGGAGGCCAUGGCCGGGAAGGAGGCGGUGUGGGCAGAGAUCGUCAGGGAGAACCAACUCGUGGAGACACACCUCCACGACGUUGCCGAUUGGUGGCUUAUGGACGUCGUGGUGUAUGGGUACGGCAACAAUUGGAAGCUUUUGGACAGCAUGAACAAGAGCAAGGAGCACGGAUUCCUCGGCUUCCGCGACACGUUGAAGUCCUACAACACAUGGAUCGACAAGAUGAAGGCCUACAAGAUUGUUCCUUGA